Sphaerodactylus townsendi is the source of this 784-nucleotide messenger RNA. RefSeq names its product troponin C2, fast skeletal type (gene TNNC2). The coding region runs from base 189 to 596 and encodes 135 amino acids. Gene Ontology annotation, molecular function: calcium ion binding. Lineage: Eukaryota; Metazoa; Chordata; Lepidosauria; Squamata; Sphaerodactylidae. Gene Ontology annotation, cellular component: myosin II complex. The transcript has 6 exons. The record is from RefSeq and is a predicted model, not a curated record.
GAAGCUGUCAAAGACUCUGCAGAAGCCCACCAGCCUGCAGCUGGAAAUGGGUCUGUGUGCCCGGUGGUGUCCUGUUAAAGAGAAACCCCUGGAUCUUUGGCCAUGGAGGAGAAGACGGACCAGCAGGCAGAAGCCCGGUCCUUCCUCUAUAGGAAACACUGAUUGCAGAGUUCAAAGCCGCUUUCGACAUGUUUGAUGCUGACGGAGGGGGCGACAUCAGCACCAAGGAAUUGGGCACCGUCAUGAGGAUGCUGGGCCAGACACCCACCAAGGAGGAGCUGGACGCCAUCAUAGAAGAGGUGGACGAGGAUGGCAGCGGCACCAUCGACUUCGAAGAGUUCCUGGUCAUGAUGGUGCGCCAGAUGAAAGAGGAUGCCAAAGGAAAGUCCGAGGAAGAGCUGGCCGAGUGCUUCCGCAUCUUUGACAGGAAUGCAGACGGCUACCUGGAUGCCGAGGAGCUGAUUGAGAUUUUCCGGCAAUCUGGCGAGAGCGUCACCGAGGAGGAAGUCGACUGGCUCAUGAAGGACGGGGACAAAAACAACGACGGCCGGAUUGACUUUGACGAGUUCCUGAAGAUGAUGGAGGGUGUGCAGUAGAGCGCCUGGACAUUCCUGCAAGAGAGGCGGCAGUGCCCGGUCACGCCAGCCAGCCUGCCCGCUCCCAAGAUUCCCUGCUUCCGUUCCAGCUGGCUCCAGAUCGGAGGGGCCAUUUCAGGUCCUCUGAGGACUCCCUUCCUUCUGCAAACCUGUUCAUGAACACUUCAAUAAAGAGCAAUGGACUGGAA